Messenger RNA from Epinephelus moara (kelp grouper), 5104 nucleotides. It is a transcript of the gene jakmip2, whose product is annotated as janus kinase and microtubule interacting protein 2. Lineage: Eukaryota; Metazoa; Chordata; Actinopteri; Perciformes; Serranidae. The record is from RefSeq and is a predicted model, not a curated record. Bases 276 to 3140 code for a protein of 954 amino acids. Gene Ontology annotation, molecular function: microtubule binding; kinase binding. The transcript is spliced from 23 exons.
GGCCAUCACUGCUUCAUUGUACAGGCUGCUGCUGCUGAUGCUGACAACCAUAGCGGACGGGGCGAUUUUCUUUUCUCCAAUAAAUGCAGCGUGUCAUGGAAACGGUUUCACGCAGAUUAGCACUCCACACAUGAUGAGGAUCGAUUACGAGGUAAGCCCUUUUUUCUGAUAGGAGAAUGAGGAAGAGGAGGAACUGGAAACCUUGGGAGCGCCUCGGAAAGUUUCUGUGAAGUCUCAAUGAAAGCAUUAGAAGAGCCUCUCUAGUAAUUGACUCAAUGGCCAAGAAAGGGCGUACGAAGAGCGAGAAGCCCGAAGCGCUCAUCUCUGCCCUGCAGGCAGCCAAUGAAGAUCUCAGGUCCAAGCUGACUGACAUUCAGAUAGAGCUACACCAAGAAAAAUGCAAGGUGAGCAAACUAGAGCGCGACAAGGUCCAGGAGGUGAAGCGGGUGCGAGAGCAGGAGCAGCACCGUCACACUGCCAUGUUGACAGAGCAGCGGGCCAAGUGGCACGAGGAAAAGCAAAAGGAGCUCCAGGCUCUCAGGGAAAACCUGACGCGGCAACAUGAGCAGGAGCUGGCCCGCCACGCCAAAAUCAAAGAGCAGGAGAACCAGAGGCUCAAAGCUGCGCUGAACGCCAUGCGCGACGGCAGCGGAGAGAAGGUGCGCACAGCGCUGACCCUGGAAGCCAAGGAAGACGCACGCCGCUUCUUUGACCAGGAGAGAGUGAAGCUUUUGCAGGAGAUCGCCGAGCUGAAGAGUCUCAAGAAGCAGACCGAUGAGGCUCUCAGCACCAUGAUCCAGUCUGACAAGAUGAAGGCUGGCGACCUGCGGGUGGAGCACCAGCAGCACCAGGAGCAGAUCUCCAAGAUCAAGUGGGACUGUGAGAGGGACAUCCGCAGACUGGUGGAUGAAAUCAAAUCUAAAGACCGCACCAUCUUUGCUCUGGAGAAGGAACUGGAGUCAACAGCAGGUUUCUUACAGAAGCUCCAGCUUCAGAAGGACGCCCUGGACGAACAGCUGUUCCUCGUCAAGGAGGCUGAGUGCGGCCUGGGGAGUCCGAAAAGAGAAAUCCCAGGCAGAGCUGGAGAUGGAGCUGAGCACUGUGGUAGCCCAGACAUGAGGAGAAACCAGAGGCGCAUUGCUGAACUCAACUCGACUAUACGCAAAUUAGAGGACCGCAACUCACUGCUGGUCGAUGAGAGGAAUGAACUGCUAAAGCGAGUUCGAGAGUCAGAGAAGCAGUGUAAGCCCCUGCUGGACAAGAACAAGCUGCUGAGUAAAAGGAAUGAUGAUUUGACUCACACUAUCCAGAAGCUGGAGGAGAAACUCAAGAGCCUGGCCAAGGAGAACCAUGAGAUGAAGGAGAAGAUCAGCUCCCAUCCUCCACUGAAGAAGCUGAAGUCUCUGAAUGACCUGGACCAAGCACACGAUGACCAGGAAAUAGCCUUUCUCAAGCUUCAAGUCCUGGAGCAACAAAGCAUGAUUGAUGAGCUGACAAGAGACCGAGAAAAACUACUAAGAAAGAAAAGGCAUAAAAGAAGUUCAAGGCCAAUUAAGAGGCACAUCGUAGUAGACACCUUCUUUGGGUACGAUGAAGAAUCUAUGGACUCGGAGACGUCAUCAGUGGCGUCGUUCCGGAUGGACAGAACUCCUGCUACUCCUGAUGAAGACCUGGAGGAUGGUCUAGCCAACGAGGAGUCGGAGCUGCGUUUCCGUCAGCUGACCAGAGAGUAUCAGGCCUUACAGCGAGCCUAUGCCCUGCUGCAGGAACAGAAAGGGGGCAUUCUAGACGCUGAGAUGGAGGCCAAGGCUCAGGAGCAGCUCCAAGCAGAUGUGCUCAGGUAUAAAGCCAAAAUAGAGGACUUGGAGAAGGAACUGACCCUGAAGGGGCAGGACUCCAAAUGGGUGGAGGAGAAGCAACUCUUCUUACGGAGGAAUCAGGAGCUAUUGGAGAAGGUGGACAAGAUGGAGUCAGAGUGCAAUCGAGCGCAGCAGGAGCUGCAAGACUCCAAAGACCAGAGUGAACUGCUGGAGUUCAGGAUACUGGAGCUCGAAGAGCGUGAGAGGAGGUCCCCACCAUUCAACCACCUGAGGAUGCAUCCAUUCUCUGAGGGAGUCAGUGCACUGCAGAUCUACUGUAUGAAAGAGGGGGUCAAGGACGUGUGCAUACCAGACCUCAUCAAACUUCUAGACAUUCUGGGAGACAACGGGAACUUAAGAAAUGAGGAGCAAGUGGCCAUUAUCCAGGCCAGCACUGUUUUGUCACUAGCAGAAAAGUGGAUUCAGCAGAUUGAGGGGACGGAGGCAGCGCUGCACCAGAAGAUGAUGGACCUGGAAAUAGAGAUGGAGAUGUUCUGUAAACAGAAAGGAUAUCUAGAAGAGGAGCUGGACUACAGAAAACAGGCCCUAGACCAGGCGUACAUGCAAAUCCAGGAGUUGGAAGCAACGUUAUACAACGCCCUGCAACAGGAUAAGGUGAUAAAGUAUGGUGAACCUCUGGAUGAGCUUCAGAGGGACGAGCUGCGGACGGCGGUGGAGAAGCUGAGGAGGCAGAUGCUGAGGAAGAGUCGAGAGUACGACUGCCAGAUCCUCCAGGAGAGAAUGGAGCUGCUGCACCAGGCACACCAGAGAAUUCGUGACCUUGAAGACAAGACGGAAAUCCAGAGGAGGCAGAUUAAAGACCUGGAGGAAAAGGUGGUGUGUCAGCUUGGAGAUCUUGUUUGUGACUGCAGUGUUAUUUAUUUUCUGGACAAGUGUGGAACAGUGUGCGUAGCAGUGGCUGCUAGUGUCAUAACAUCAGUGACUGCUGUCAGUGUAGGUGGAUGUAUCGUGUGUCGGCCCUGGACGUCCACACUUCAGAUUUUAUUCUUUUGGUCUUUUAAUGGGGGUGGGGUUCUCAGGAUACUGCCCAGGAUGAUGUUAUUUUUAUUUUUUAAUUUCUUCGAGCGGUGUUGGACAUUAAACGUCUCUCCAAACAGCUGGGAGUACUGUAACAGGCUGCAAGAACGACACACAAUUAUAGAGACACUUACAGUAGAUGCAGACACACACAUAUACCUACAUACACGCAGAUUACGGACACGCAUGCAUAUACAGACGCAUGCAGAUGCAAACACGUGCAUAUACACACACAUGCUUUGACAAAUCCAAACCAAAGCCUGGGAAAUGUUCUCUCUGCCAUGCAGGGUAAUAAUAUGUCAUUCACCACCAUCCAGCCACAGUGGGGAUAUAAGCAGACAGAAAAACUCAUAAACAACGAGGCAAACGGACCACAACUUCUCUUCUUUUUCUCUUCUUUCCUUUCCAAACCCGAAAGGACGUUCUUCAUGAAUGCAACCUCUUGGUGAUAUAGAAGCGAGCCAACUCAGGGCCCAUGAGUGCGGAGGCCAGUACUGGUCUCAGGUCAGAUUAUACUGAGGAACACUGUGGGACAUGGUGUGUCACCGGCCGGCCUGCCCUCGCUGUUCCCAGAAUGGUGCUUACACAAACUGCUUGGACUCUCCAGAGAUUAUACCUGGAAAAAGACAGAACUCCACUGCAGAGACUGGUGUGUGUACAGACACUGAAAGGGGGAUACAGGACGCUCAGGUUGACACGUCUUCACCGGACACAUGAAACAGACUUAAGUGAAGAGGGGGUAAAAAAGAGAAAGAAAAGAUCACAGGGGGGAAACGACACUCUCCGAUCCAGCACCCUGGAUCUCCACAGAUUGUCAAACCGCUUCUUAAUUAUUUCUCAAAAACCAGCAGACUGUAAGAGCUUUACUCUCUGGUUACCUUUUUGUUCCUCCUUUCUUUUUUACAGCUCCUACCACUUAGAUACUGUGUCCCAAGAUUUCCACUGAGAAAACAUCCCUAUUCUGUACUGUAAUAUAUACAUUUGUUGAUAUGUACAUGCGUCUGAAUUAUUUCAUGUAGUCUCCCCUUUUUAUUUCUGUGAAUAGGUACACUUUUAUUUGACUCUCUGAAGCAGCUUGAACAGUUGGUGUAGUUUAUAAAUGACUCAAAAAGGGUAUAAAUUGCUCUGUUUUAUUGUGGUGACGGCUGCACAGAUGAACUUUAUCUCCUUGGAAAUUAUAACUGAAAAAUCUCUUGGAAUAUGAAUGUGGAAUAAUGAAAUAUUUGCCUCCCUUUUCCUUCAAUCCUCCCUCUAUCACAUACUGUAUUUAUUACUCUGUCUAAAAGUGUGUCGCUCCCGUUGACCAGCAGGGGGUGCUGGUUUCACCUGAGCGGCUUUCAAUCUGCCCUUUAAAGUUACAUCAUCUUUUGACAAACUUGUAAAUAUUUUCAGACUACAUUGCAAAAUAUUUAUCAGCUCUGGUCGGAUGAUUGGUCGGUUUAAAUUCAGAUCUUACGGUGACAUCAUCAGUACGUCCUACAUGGACCAAAGCUAAAUUCAUCAGAUGAACUUCAUAUGAUUCAAAUGACAUGACAAACAAGUAAAGUCACAAAUUUCUCUACCAGAACAUCACUGCAGUUUCUCUCUUCCCCUCUUUUUUACUAACAAAAAUCGUCUUUGAUACUAACAACACUCUUUUACGAAACACUACUGGCCACUUCCCCAAAAUGAAACAGGAGAAAGUGAAUGCAACACUACACCUGCUCCACUUCUCUCCUGUCAAGCUAACUCUGCCCAGUCCCUGCAAUAUUAACUAGCUGACCGAGCUUGUUCCCCUGUGUACCUGAGCUAGUGUAUCUGCCAUCAUACCACCCCGCUGGCUCCAUUCACAGGUCCGGGGUAUCAAGGCAUCUCAUUACAAAGCGGACAGUGACCACUCCAUUCACUUUACCAAGGGGAAUGACUGAGACUAUUUUUGUGCAAACUCAGCUAACUAGCAGUUGCCUUAAAUGCACUUCCCCCCCCUUUUUUUCCCGCUUGUAUCUUCCUUUGUAACAAUUAUUUUUUCAGGCGGUUGAUAUAAUCAUGUAAUGUAAUGUAUAUUUUUUUGUCUUUCUUUCACAGAGGAAUUUUUUUUAUCUUUACCCCGUCUGUCUUCCAGCCAGAAUUUAACCCCUCCUCCUUCUUUCGUCUAGAUUAUUACAGAAACGGAAAAAAAGGAGUAAUGCUGUAAAAAAUAAACAAAAAAAAAACAUGGCCUUUGACCU